Monodelphis domestica (gray short-tailed opossum) is the source of this 2136-nucleotide messenger RNA. The record is from RefSeq and is a predicted model, not a curated record. Lineage: Eukaryota; Metazoa; Chordata; Mammalia; Didelphimorphia; Didelphidae.
AUAAAAAGGUCAGCUUCCCGCAGUCUUGAUCCAGGUGGUUGCCUCCUUCCCCAGGCUUGUUUGUCUGAAAGGAAACAAAGUGCUGCAGACUAGGGUGUCCGAGGCGUCGCCCCCCCAUCCGCUGCCAAUAACAGCGUUUCCCGUGGGUGAUGGAGACUACAACCCCCAAGGUGCAGAAAACUGGCGGCCAGGCCUGCGACCCCUCUCUGCCCAACCGGGGCUCCCGACCUCUUGCGGGAGAAGGAGGAGUGGCGAGAGCUCUACGCCCGUUCGGUGGCUUAUAUAAACAAAGUACGGAGCCUAGAGAGCGAGAAUAGCCUGCUGCAGCUGCAGGUGACUGAGCGCUGGGUCGCGAGAACUUGCCGGGUUCAAGGCGCUGUAGGAGACCAAGCUCGCGGAUACCUACCGGGCAACAGUGCCAGCAAGACGGCCCAGCUGCAGAAAGAAGUGGGCGCGUUAAGGACAGAACACAAUCAGCUGCAGCUUAAUAUAGUACCUUUCCUCUACUUGCAAUAACAGUAAAGAGGAGAAGCCAGAAGAAAUAAAGAGUAAUGGAUGAAGAAAUAAUAGGUGUGAAUUCUACUGCAAAACAGAUACAACGAGUGGAAAACCCAAAUAACAUUGAUGGAAUUUAAUCAGUCUCUGCUGCUAGGUGAAGAUCCAGCAUGGGAGACGAGCCGUUUGGGGAGCGGACUGGAUCCAGCUUUGUGCACCAUCACGACCAGAUAUUUGAUGAUGACAGAACCCCAUUAGGAGCACUACAAAUUGAUGCGUCUUGCCCUACAUGGGAAGGGCAGCGAUGCCAAGGCAAAGCAGCCAUCGUGGAGAAGUUGUCUAGCCUUCCAUUUCAGAAAAGACAACGUAGCAUCACAGCCACUCCUGACGGCUGCAUUCUUGGUAUGAUUGUGGGACAGCUAAAGGCUCGUGAAGACCCCAUCAUGGGAUUCCACCAGAUAUUUCUAUCAAAGAACAUCACUGAUGCUUGGGUCUGCACCAAGGCCAUGUUAAGGCUGGCGUGCCACAACUUCAGCUGAACCCACGCUGUUUCCUUCUCUCUCUUCUUCCUGACAGUAUUCACACUUCCUCUCCCCAGCAUCCUCAGAACACUCCUGGGCCUCAGUGGGUGGAUACCAUCCCUUUGUGUUGUGCUAGACUAGCUGCCUCUAACAGAAGUUUGUGUUGUACCAGCGCAUGCCUUAGAAAGACUAAUGCAAAAGGCUGUCUUUUUUUUCCUUUAAUGCACCCACAAGUUGCUCUAGUCACCCAAAGAAACAAAGGAGAAAGCAGCAGCUUCAGGUGCGGCCAGAUACUGAUGUCUUCAGAUGUUCCAAUGCCUCAUGGAAGAAAACCAUGAAAAUUUUCUUUUAAAAAAUAGUCUAUCUUGAGAACUCUUGUCAGAGCCUCGCUGAACGAGUGGUUAUUGCCACUAAUUCUAUAUACUUUUUCUAGCUGGAAACUUGCCUGGUAGCUGCAAAGAAGCAAUUGGCAGAUGAAGCCUAAUUUAAGGUGGAUUUCGAGAACUCUUGUGAAAGGAGAGUUUUGGAAGGCAAUAGGAUUCCAAGCAGAGUGUCACAGAAUGCUGCGAAGCAAGACUGACAGGGGUUAACCCUGGUUAGACGUUUGAGAGCGGGGGAUUGCUGGGAUACCAAGUCGGGGAGUUGUUCCUUGACUCUGGAGGGACAACCAGUUCCAAAAGUCCUGUUCCAACCCUUCAAAAGGGAAAAUCGUUCCUGAAAGAGAUUUUAACAAGAGCCUGAAUACGGCUGAGACUUGUAACUCUCCUGCGACACUGAAGGGCAAGAUCUGAGAGGAAGCUGAUUGAACUGCUCAGUUAGCCUUUGGGGCUUAUCCCCCAAGGUAGAUAGCUCCGGAAGCCUGACGUCAUACCUAUUCAAACUACAACCUAGAGACUUGUUCCUGCGUGGGUUUAGCCUAGGUUUAGCUAAGAAUAGAAGGGAAACGAUCUGGCAGAGUAUAUUCAGAAUAGCCUCGAUUUUGAUUGAGUACCGAAGAGACUUUACCUCAGUCAGCUGGCGUGCUACUAAGUUAGCUUUAUUAGAGAUAGGGAAUUACCCACAACCCCCUUCCCUUAUCCCGUACCCAGGCACCAACUUUAUUAAACCUUAUCUUAAAGAA